GACUGGAGGGAGCCGCUGAGCGCUGAAUCUGCUGCCUGCUGCUUCAUGUCGAUGAAGCUUUGCACAGACACAACCUGCCGCUGAAUCACUGUCGGGACUUUUUUUUUGUUUCAGUGUGUGAACAGCGUCGUGUCUGUAUAAUGUCGCCGCUGAGGACGCGCAGCUGAAUGUGAAUCUAGAGGAUCCAGCCGGUAGUUAGAGAGGAGGUGAACGCACCUUGCAUCCAGCCAUGGGAGGUCAGAUCACCAGGAAUACCUUCUACGAUUCUCUGAACGGGCCAUUUCCCACCACGUCUCACAGAUGCCACCACAAGCCCAAACGAUGCCUGCCCAUUCAGCCGUGUGGAAGUUUGUCCUCUUUCCCUCUGCUCUUCCACCCCAGCACCAAGGGCUCGCAGAUUGUCAUGGACAUGUCCCAGAGGACCGUCAAGAGACAGGCCAGCUUCUGUAACGCCAUCACCUUCAGCAACCGACCGACCGCUGUGUAUGAGCAAGUUCGACUGAAGAUCACUAAAAAGCAGUGUUGCUGGAGCGGCGCUCUGCGUCUCGGUUUCACAUCCAAAGACCCGUCGAGGAUCAACCCAGACACCUUGCCCAAGUACGCCUGCCCCGACCUGGUCUCCCAGAGCGGCUUCUGGGCAAAAGCCCUGCCCGAGGAGCUCUCCAACGAGGGAAAUGUCAUCGCGUUCUGGGUGGACAAGAAAGGCCGGGUGUUUUACCGCAUCAACGACUCCAGCCCGAUGCUGUUCUUCAGUGGGGUGCAGGUCUCUGAGCCUCUGUGGGCUCUCAUAGACGUCUAUGGCCUCACCAGGGGGGUCCAGCUGCUAGCUUAUAGAUACGGAUGCAACAGAGAUACAACCGGCAGAACGGCACAAAUCAAUAAAGAGAUGGUGUGUAAAUGCUGA
Messenger RNA from Epinephelus lanceolatus (giant grouper), 904 nucleotides. The record is from RefSeq and is a predicted model, not a curated record. Lineage: Eukaryota; Metazoa; Chordata; Actinopteri; Perciformes; Serranidae.